GCCCUUCCCGUGAUGCCCCGCGGCUGACCUCCGACCUCGCCUCCCACCCCUCCCUGCGGCCCUCUUCUCCCCCGGCGCCUGCUGAAUUUGCCGCGUUCCGGAGGCUGUGGGGCGUGCCACCGAGGCGCAGCACCCCCCGUAGCGCCUGGGCGGGUGCCGUCCCUUCGUCUUUCCUCCCCGUGGCGGGGCCUGGUGACGGGCCGGGGGCUGCGGCCGCGUCCGGGAGGCGACUCGGAUUCAAGAUGACCAACGAGGAACCUCUUCCCAAAAAGGUUCGACUGAGUGAAACAGACUUCAAAGUUAUGGCACGAGAUGAGUUAAUUCUAAGAUGGAAACAAUAUGAAGCAUACGUCCAAGCUUUGGAGGGCAAAUACACAGAUCUUAAUUCUAAUGACGUAACUGGGUUAAGAGAGUCUGAAGAAAAACUAAAGCAACAACAGCAAGAGUCUGCCCGCAGGGAAAACAUCCUAGUAAUGCGACUGGCUACCAAGGAGCAAGAGAUGCAAGAGUGUACUACUCAAAUCCAGUACCUCAAGCAAGUCCAGCAGCCUAGCGUUGCCCAACUGAGAUCAACAAUGGUAGACCCAGCGAUCAACUUGUUUUUCCUAAAAAUGAAAGGUGAACUGGAACAGACUAAAGACAAACUGGAACAAGCCCAAAAUGAACUGAGUGCCUGGAAGUUUACGCCUGAUAGCCAAACAGGCAAAAAGUUAAUGGCGAAGUGUCGAAUGCUUAUCCAGGAGAAUCAAGAACUUGGAAGGCAGCUGUCCCAGGGACGUAUUGCACAACUUGAAGCAGAGUUGGCUUUACAGAAGAAAUAUAGUGAGGAGCUUAAAAGCAGUCAGGAUGAACUGAAUGACUUCAUCAUUCAACUUGACGAAGAAGUCGAGGGUAUGCAGAGCACCAUUCUAGUUCUUCAGCAACAGCUGAAAGAGACGCGUCAGCAGUUGGCUCAGUACCAACAACAGCAGUCUCAGGCUCCAGCCCCAAGUACCAGCAGGACUACACCUUCCGAGCCUGGAGGACAGGUGGAGGCCACAGGUAAAGACUGCAGCCGGCUGGCCAACGGACCAAGUAAUGGCAGUUCCUCCCGGCAGAGGACGUCUGGGUCUGGAUUUCACAGGGAGGGGGACACAGCCGAAGAUGACUUUCCUUCUUCUCCAGGGAAUGGGAAUAAGGCCUCCAACAGCUCAGAGGAGAGAACUGGCAGAGGAGGUGGUAGUUACGUAAAUCAACUCAGUGCGGGGUAUGAAAGUGUAGACUCUCCCACGGGCAGUGAAAACUCUCUCACACACCACUCAAAUGACACAGACUCCAAUCCUGACCCUCAAGAGGAGAAAACAGUGAGUGGGAAAGGUAACCGAACUACGGGUUCCCGCCACGUUCAGAAUGGCUUGGACUCAAGUGUAAAUGUACAGGGUUCAGUUUUGUAAUAUUUUUUCCAACAAAUUUUUAUACAGUGUCAUUUAAUUUGGGAGAGGAUACUGUCCGGAAAAUUAACGCAUACUUUUGUCACAAUUUGCCUUUUUUUUGUGGGUGUGGUGUUUUUUUUUUCUUUUCCUCCCCGCCCCUCCCCCCCUUUGCUUCAAUACCUCUGCCACUUUGGAAAUUGUAACAGUUAAUUACCUUGAAUGUUGCUAAAAGGACAUUUUGUGUAGGGUCAAGUUAUUUUUAUAUGAGUUAAUGUGAAGUUGUAAAUGGAAAUCUUUCCCUAAAGUAUAACACAAUGAUGUCUGUAUAAAUCUGUGUCUAUCCUAGAACCUGUGCUGUGUACGGGCAUUCUUCCUCAUGCUGUUAUUAUACUUCUGCACCAUUCAGACUUGUUAGAGUAGAUGUGGGUUUAUGACUGCCAAGUUUGCCCAGUACAGUAGUUUUUCACUAAAAGCUGGACUUGCUGAUGGAGUCCUAGAGUAGUUUCAGUGUUAGAUACAGUUUUUUCCACCUUACAUCUGUGCAUUUUCUCUUUAGGUGACUGAAUGUUUAAGAAAUUUGUGUGCAUAGUUACUCAGUUUUUAUGAACUGUUGUAUCCUGUUAAUGCAUAUUGCUCUGUGACUCCAGUAUAUCUUACCUGUACUGACCAAACCUAAAUAAAGAUUUUUAUUGUAA
Molecule: messenger RNA, 2107 nt
Organism: Felis catus (domestic cat)
Lineage: Eukaryota; Metazoa; Chordata; Mammalia; Carnivora; Felidae
Gene: WTAP
Product: WT1 associated protein
Exons: 8
Coding region: 243-1433 (396 amino acids)
Biological process (GO): regulation of alternative mRNA splicing, via spliceosome
Cellular component (GO): nucleus
Source: RefSeq, a predicted model, not a curated record